UAUGAGCUCCACAGAGUAUCAAGACUUUAUUUUACCAAAGUUGGUACUUCCCUCCCUGUGGGUGGAGAGACAAGAGACAGCUGACGUCAUACAAGAGCAGGGAUAAAGUGCUGUUUCUGCAGCUGUGGGAUGAGAAAAAACUUUUUAGAGGUAUAGAGAGUCUGCAAAAGACACUGCUAACCGAACUUUUAUUCCUGCAGCUCAGCCUUCACUGAGCUUUGGAGAAAAGAAAAAUAAUCCAAUAGUAACUGUCAGAAAACUGCUGCACAAUGCCACAGAAUGUUAUUCUCCCAGGACCUGCUCCUUGGGGAUUCAGGCUGACAGGAGGGAUAGAUUUUAACCAGCCUUUGAUCAUAACCAGGAUUACUCCAGGAAGCAAAGCUUCAGCGGCCAAUUUAAGUCCUGGUGAUGUCAUUCUAGCUAUUGAUGGCUAUGGUACAGAGAACAUGACUCAUAAUGAUGCACAGGAAAGAAUUAAAGCAGCAUCACAUCAACUUUGUCUCAAAAUUGAGAGGGCAGAAACUAGAUUAUGGUCUCCACAAGUUUCAGAAGAUGGCAAAGCACAUCCCUUCAAAAUAAAUUUGGAAGCUGAACCACAGGAUUUGAACUACUUUGAACACAAGCAUAAUAUUCGUCCCAAACCUUUCAUAGUCUCAGGCCGAAGCAGUGGAGGCAGUACUCCUUCCGGUAUUGAUGGUGGCAGUGGACGUAGUACCCCCUCAUCUGUUAGUACUCUUAGUACUAUUUGCCCUACUGAGUUGAAAGCUGCAUCUAAGAUGGCCCCUAACAUUCCCUUGGAAAUGGAACUUCCGGGUGUCAAGAUUGUACAUGCUCAGUUUAAUACGCCUCUGCAAAUGUACUCAGAUGACAAUAUAAUGGAAACACUGCAGGGCCAAGUUUCUACUGCUCUGGGGGAAAAUCCCCCAAUGAGUGAACCAGUACCAACCUCCGUACCUCAAUCUGAUGUGUACAGGAUGUUGUAUGACAAUCAGGAAGGAUCCAGUCAACCACGUCAGUCUGGUUCAUUUAAGGUACUCCAGGAUUUAGUCUCCGAGGAUUCUGAUGGACGUCCAGUUGGUAUGAGGAGUGUGAGAGCACCAGUAACAAAGACACCUUCUGGUGCAGGAAGUGUACAAAAAGUGCCAUUGUGUGACAAAUGUGGAAAUGGCAUUGUUGGUACAGUGGUGAAGGCUCGUGAUAAGUACCGGCACCCAGAAUGCUUUGUGUGCUCUGACUGCAAUACCAACCUCAAACAAAAGGGCUACUUUUUUGUGGAGGGACAAUUAUACUGUGAAACUCAUGCACGAGCCCGCAUGAGGCCACCAGAAGGAUAUGAAGCAGUUACUGUUUAUCCAAAGUGCUAGUCCUAUACUAACAGACACACAGACAUGCAUGCUCGCCAAGAUGUUAGCAGCUUAAAGCAGCAAUACAACUGGUUGUACUGCCUUAAUCCACAGUAGCCGCUUUUAAACAUUUUCUUUUGGGGGCGGAAGUGACACAGCAGUGUCAUUAACCAGCAAUAACAUAUUUACCAGUAACAUUUUGCAAAGUAAUUAUCUUUGAAGCUGUCAGUAUAAUUUAAUUAAAUAAGACAAUUAACAUUUUGUAUGGCAUAUUAUACUGGAUAAAAUAAUUUGAAAGAGUUGAAUGCUUGCAUAGCAAAUACAAUACAUAGAAUUGUGAAAUUAAGGUAUUUUUGUUUAGAACUUGUUUCAACAUAAACUACAUUUUUGCACAAAAUCUUAGUAACUAUGAGUGAUUCUGAGAUGGUCUGAGCACCAGCAACUCCCACUACUCAAUCCCUCAAAGAGUAAAAAAACCCAGGAAUUUUACACAUAUACUACCAAACUGCAGUUAUCUAUGUCUGCUUCAGCCAUAAAAUCAUUAAACUAUUGUUACUGUGUUACACAAUAAUAGGUUUUGUUUUCCUUGCUUUGAUAUUUGAGAGUCUAUUUACACUUCCUGGUACAACUAAUGUAACAAAAAAACUGAUGUUAUUUUUAUAUAAUAAAAACAUCAAGCACAAUGAUGCUUACUUAAA
Molecule: messenger RNA, 2041 nt
Organism: Pelodiscus sinensis (Chinese soft-shelled turtle)
Lineage: Eukaryota; Metazoa; Chordata; Testudines; Trionychidae
Gene: PDLIM3
Product: PDZ and LIM domain 3
Biological process (GO): actin cytoskeleton organization; heart development; muscle structure development
Cellular component (GO): filamentous actin; Z disc; adherens junction
Molecular function (GO): actin binding; muscle alpha-actinin binding
Source: RefSeq, a predicted model, not a curated record